Molecule: messenger RNA, 4474 nt
Organism: Oryctolagus cuniculus (rabbit)
Lineage: Eukaryota; Metazoa; Chordata; Mammalia; Lagomorpha; Leporidae
Gene: TMPPE
Product: transmembrane protein with metallophosphoesterase domain
Molecular function (GO): hydrolase activity
Source: RefSeq, a predicted model, not a curated record
GGCCGGGGGACGCGGCGCCGCUGGCCCGAGCGCCGACUGCCGAGCAGGGAGGCCGGAGGGAGGUCAUGCCAGGGGUCGCGGCUCGCAUCCUCUGCCUGCUGCUGGCGCCGCUGCUGCCGGGCUCUCCGCGCAGCUUGGGGGCGGAGUUGACCUGGAAGCCUCUCCUUGGCCACUGUCCAUUCUAAGGCCACCUGCACAGAAGUGGCGGGGGACCCUCUGGGAGCAAAGAAAAUGGUGAUCUUCAGGCAGCUGUCGCUGGGUGCCAAGGUGGCCCUGGCCGCGGCCACUGUCUUCAUAUCCAUGAUCGUCUCCCGUUCCUAUCUGGCAGACAGCCUUGAGCUCAGGGCCUGGCGGUGGCUCUUCCGCCUGCAGCUCGUCCUCUUUGUCAACUCCCUCAUGCUCAUUGGUUCCCUGUACAUCUGGCGUAGCAUAGUGAGCAGUCUCUGCCCCUCCCCGGGCGCAGGGUCCGCUUGUUUCCAGCUUUGGAAGCUGACGGUAUUGGCGUUUCUGGCACUGGCUCAUUCGAGUUUCUUCACCAUGUUAUUCUUAGUGGCCGAGGAGCCCCACUUUUUCUCCUUGGCCGCCUACACCUGCCUGGGCGCUUACGUCUUCAUGCUGUGCUUCCUCUGCGUCCUCAGCGCCAUGGAGCAGGCCUACCAGCUCCUGGCCUGGCGCCGCGGCCGGGUGGCCGGCAGCCUGGACAAGACAAGGAAGCUGGCCCUCAGGCCCAUCCUGGCCGUGAUCGUGACCGCUGUGCUCAGUGUGGCCGGCCUGCUGAACGCCGCCCAGCCGCCGGCCGUGAAAACUGUGGAGUUGCCCAUCCGGCAGCUGCCGCCCUCCAUGAACCACCUCAGGGUUGUGCUUCUCUCGGACAUCCACCUGGGCCCCACGGUGGGCAGGACCAAGAUGGAGAUGUUUGUGAGGAUGGUGAACGUGCUGCAACCCGACCUCACGGUGAUCGUGGGCGACCUGUCCGACUCGGAGGCCGCGGUGCUGCGGCCGGCCGUGGCUCCCCUGGGCCAGCUGCGCUCUCGCCUCGGCACUUAUUUCGUCACGGGCAAUCACGAUUACUACACUCUGGAUGUCAACAACUGGUUUGCUCUGCUGGAAUCCCUGCACGUGCGGCCCCUCCACAACGAGUACGUGAGGAUCUCGGCUGCCGGGGAGGGAGAGGAGGGCGGGGACUGGAUCUGCCUGGCCGGCGUGGACGAUAUCGAAGCAGACAUCCUGCACUAUGCGGGCCACGGCAUGGACCUGGACAAGGCCCUGGGGGGCUGCAGCCCAGACCACACCACCAUUUUGCUGGCGCACCAGCCGCUGGCAGCCAAGAGAGCCCUCCAGGAGCGGCCAGAUAUUAACCUGAUUCUGUCGGGUCACACCCAUGCUGGGCAGAUCUUCCCCUUGAACGUGGUGGCCUAUCUCCUCAACCCCUUCUUUGCUGGUCUUUAUCAGGUGGCCCCAGCUACCUUUGUGUAUGUCAGCCCAGGCACGGGCCACUACGGGAUACCUAUGAGGCUGGGGAGCCGGGCAGAGAUCACAGAGUUCAUCCUGCAGCGGGCUCCUUGAGCCGGCCCUGGCCCUGCCCUGGUCCUGGCCCUUGCCCUCACCCGCUGCCCUUCCUCCCACUGGUUUGCCUGUUUGACCCACUCCAGCCCCUCCCAGCCAGCCCUGCUUAUGCACCCGUGGACAGUGAUGUGGGUGGGGCUGCCUGGCAAGUCAGUCUGGUUUAACUCUUUAAGUGGCUGUUGGCUUCUUGGUCUGCAUGGGUGGCGCCAGUGGGAGGGCUGCAGAAAGCGGGUGGAAACAUGGAAUUGAAGGUGCAGUGUUCGUGAACCUUCCAAAGCCCCCUCACCUGCAGGAACACAUGUAACACCCAGGUGGUGUGGAGGGAGCCGGCCUACAGGGCACUGGCAAGGGACACCUCCAAGGCGGGGUCGGGAGGUGGAGCUUCUUCCUCUUAGUGCUUUUCUUUAGGGUGCAGGUGGAUUCUAGAAGCUUCCGUCUACAAGGGAAGGGGCAGUGUUGCUGGGUGGGGAUAAGAGAGCAGAGAAGCUGAGAAGCCCCUCGGCUGUUGGAGAAAGGGCACUGGUGGUGUGAUGAGAUGUGCAGGAGGUUUGGGGCCAGAAGCCAGGCCACCUGCUUCUCACUAAGGAGUCUUCCCGAAGUCUGGUGAUUAAGGCACUUUAUGGGUUACAGAUGAGCCCAGGCCUCACAGGCGAUUGAGUGACUUGCUUGAGGCUGAUUGUAGCUUACCCGCAGGGGUUGCAGAGGCGGGCCUGGAGAGAGGGGCUGGUAGUGUGUAGGGCAGCUGCUGUGUUUGAAGAAGGAUCAGGAACCUGGAGACCCCUGCUGCUCCUGCCCCACCCUAGGUUGGGGUCUGGGUUUUUGAUUCAUUUUUUACUUGAAAGUCAAUUGGAGGGAGAGAGAGAGCUUCUAUCCACUAGUUCGCUCAGAUGGCCGCAACAGCCAGGAUUGUGUUGGUCCAAAGCCAGGAGCUUCUUCCCGGCCGCUCACGUGAGUGGCAGGAGACCAAGCACCUGGGCCAUCUUCCACUGCUUUCCCAAGCCAUUAUCAGGGAGCUAGAUUGGGAGUGGAGCAGCCAGGACAUAAACCGGCACCCGUACGGGGGAUGCCAGCAUUGCAGGCAGCUCAGCCCAUUAUGCCACACCAGCCCCAGGACAGGGUUUUUGUGGGGAGCUGAGGUUGACUGUAGCCGUGGGAGGUUGAGGCUUGCAUGGGGAGUGGCAGGCUCUGUGCCCAGGGUAGGACCUUGCAGGCUUCCCACCCAGGGCCAGGUGUGGAAUGCAGGGUUGUUCUUCUUGCCUGGCACCAUUAGAGCUGCCCUUGGGCCCUGGCCACCUGCUGGCCCCUAAGACCCUUGUCUGGAAUGAGCUGAACCUUGUCCCAGCCCUUGACCUUGGGACAACAAAAAGCCUUUCUAUUAGAAAAGGCCUGACCAAGAAGACCUAGGGCUCAGGCUUGCCGGUGGAUUCUUGCUAGGAGGUGCAGGGAUGUGGCCAAGGGGCUUUGUCCAACAGGGAACAACAGGUCUCAGCCUGCCUCGCGCUCGGAGCUGGGCGACACUGAGCGAGUGACAUGACCUCCCUGAGCACUGGUUUCCAUGGCCCCUAAGUGGGGAGUAAGGGUUGCACCUCCUAAGACAUGGUGCGUGAGUCUCCCAUGGCGCCGUGCACACAGUAAGCGCUCAGUGCCGUGCGAGCCUCUCACAUCGUGCUGGGGCUUGUGAAGGAACUUUCCCGGGACGCCGUGCAUCCGGGCAACGUGAGUGGGCAGCCUGCCUCCCACUGCUGGGUCGGAGCGUUGUCAACAGCAGCUGCUGGGAGGUGCCUUGCUCUGCCUGUGUCCAUGUCACAGGCCUGGAGGAGAGGGUGUCUUCAUGUUUGCCUUGUCCUGAUCCUGGAGGCCACCCAAUAACAGGGCAUUCACAGUGGCGCCUGCAGUGUGAAGGCUAGGGGAUGUCUGAGUUCAGGUUUGGGCGGCUUCCUAAUACCGCACCCACCCCUGUAGAAUUACAGAGCCAGGGAAGGGCCUCUGGAGAGAGAGAGACAGAAAGGUCUUCCUUUGCCAUUGGUUCACCCUCCAAUGGCCGCCGUGGCCGGCGCACCGCACUGAUCCGAAGGCAGGAGCCAGGUGCUUCUCCUGGUCUCCCAUGGGGUGCAGGGCCCAAGCACUUGGGCCAUCCUCCACUGCACUCCCUGGCCACAGCAGAGAGCUGGCCUGGAAGAGGGGCAACCGGGACAGAAUCCGGUGCCCUGACCAGGACUAGAACGCGGGUGCCAGAGCUGCAAGUGGAGGAUUAGCCUAGUGAGCUGGGCGCCAGCCUGGAGAGCCUUUUUCUUGGCACAUUCUGUAGGUGGAGUGAUUCCAGGAGGGACAGAGGGGCCUUACUCAGUGGGCAGCCUGGCACCUGGCUCUCUGACUCCUUUCUCCAGGGCACUGCUCCACGCUCAGCGCUGCUUCCUGGCUCAGCCAGGCGCUCUAACUUUCUUGCUCAUGACCAGUCCUGUUUUUGGGUCAUUGUUCCUGCCUUUUCAGUUCUCUUUUGUUUGGGAUUUCGUCAGAUGAAACUGCUUGAUGCCAUUUCACUUCCCACUCUCUGUAAUGACUUCAUCUUUGCCUCUCUCUCUCUCAAGGCCAUCAUUUUGGGGUCUUGUGUACCCUUCGCCCACCCUGAAGCCCUUGCUUGCCUGCUCGCUUUCUAUGAGCAGAAGGGAAAUGAGUCCAUCCUGUUGGACCGCAGAUGCAGCGCUGACACCUGCUCGCACCUGAUUUGUUUCCUGCCUUGCCAGGACAUCUCCCAGCAGACAUUUCUCUACUACCCUCCAGACAUGAGGUCCUUUGUUUUUCUGUUCGGUGUUCUUAGUCCAUUUUCCUUUUUCGUUUUGUCUGUUUAUGGCUGUGGGGGGCAAUGAGAAGCACUUGAAGCUCCACCAUUCUUUCUUUUUUUUUUUUA